Messenger RNA from Loa loa (African eye worm), 577 nucleotides. Its product is annotated as 60S ribosomal protein L23a. NCBI's taxonomy places the organism in Eukaryota, Metazoa, Nematoda, Chromadorea, Rhabditida, Onchocercidae. The record is from RefSeq and is a predicted model, not a curated record. Gene Ontology annotation, molecular function: rRNA binding; structural constituent of ribosome. Gene Ontology annotation, cellular component: ribosome; cytosolic large ribosomal subunit. Bases 18 to 512 code for a protein of 164 amino acids. The transcript is spliced from 4 exons. Gene Ontology annotation, biological process: translation; ribosomal large subunit assembly.
UUCAGGUCACAAAUAAAAUGGCUCCGAAGCAGGUUUCGAAAAAAGGCGAUGUUGGAACAGAUAAAGGAGAAAAAGGGAUUGGUAGACCAAAAGCAGCGAAGGCUUUGGAUGCAAAGAAAAAGGUUGUCAAAGGACAAUUCAAGGUCCAUAAGAAAGGGGUUAGAACAUCUGUACAUUUUCAUAGACCACGUACACUGACUUUACCACGGUCGCCUCGCUAUCCGCGAAAAUCUGUUCCUAGACGUGAAAAACUUGAUGCAUAUGCCAUCAUUAAACAUCCAUUGACAACGGAGUCAGCAAUGAAGAAAAUCGAAGAUACAAACACUCUGGUUUUCAUUGUUGAUAUCAAAUCGAAUAAGCCACAGAUACGACUCGCUGUCAAAAAACUUUACAAUAUCGAUGUGCAAAAGGUGAAUACUUUGGUGACGCCAAAUCACGAGAAGAAGGCAUACGUACGUUUGGCACCUGACUAUGACGCACUAGAUGUUGCAAAUAAAAUUGGCAUUAUUUGAAGUGUUUUACUGCCUUGUCAUGCAGCCCAUAUUGUUUUUUAUAUAUGAAUAAAUAAAAUAAAUUA